Molecule: messenger RNA, 681 nt
Organism: Dovyalis caffra
Lineage: Eukaryota; Viridiplantae; Streptophyta; Magnoliopsida; Malpighiales; Salicaceae
Source: the annotation of a GenBank genome assembly
AUGGGUGUGGCAGCAAAAAUCGCACCGUCGAUGUUGUCAUCGGAUUUCGCCAAUUUGGCAUCGGAAGCUCACCGAAUGCUCAGUUGCGGCGCCGAUUGGCUUCACAUGGACAUCAUGGAUGGGCACUUUGUUCCAAAUCUAACAAUUGGUGCUCCAGUCAUCGAAAGUUUGAGAAAACACACAAAGGCAUAUUUGGAUUGCCACCUUAUGGUCACGAAUCCUCUUGAUUAUGUGGAGCCUUUGGGCAAAGCUGGCGCUUCAGGAUUCACGUUUCAUGUUGAGGUAUCCAGAGAUAAUUGGGGAGAACUUGUCCAGAAAAUCAAAUCAAAGGGCAUGAGGCCUGGUGUAUCAUUAAAACCUGGAACACCCAUUGAAGAAGUUUAUCCUUUGGUUGAAGGUGAAAAUCCGGUGGAAAUGGUCCUCGUGAUGACUGUAGAACCUGGAUUUGGUGGACAGAAGUUCAUGCCAGAAACAAUGGAUAAGGUACGGGCAUUAAGGAAGAAAUAUCCAUCACUUGAUAUAGAGGUGGAUGGUGGUUUAGGGCCUUCAACAAUUGACUUGGCAGCUUCAGCUGGGGCAAACUGCAUCGUGGCAGGAAGUUCAGUGUUUGGAGCUCCUGAUCCAGCUCAAGUAAUAUCUCUCAUGAGAAAGAGUGUUGAGGAAGUUCAGAAGAACAACUGA